Oreochromis aureus is the source of this 2589-nucleotide messenger RNA. RefSeq names its product dopamine receptor D2a (gene drd2a). Gene Ontology annotation, cellular component: glutamatergic synapse; presynaptic membrane. Gene Ontology annotation, molecular function: G protein-coupled receptor activity; dopamine neurotransmitter receptor activity, coupled via Gi/Go. NCBI's taxonomy places the organism in Eukaryota, Metazoa, Chordata, Actinopteri, Cichliformes, Cichlidae. The coding region runs from base 588 to 1994 and encodes 468 amino acids. The record is from RefSeq and is a predicted model, not a curated record. The transcript has 9 exons. Gene Ontology annotation, biological process: adenylate cyclase-inhibiting dopamine receptor signaling pathway; adenylate cyclase-activating adrenergic receptor signaling pathway.
CAGUGCAGAAGGUAACUCUUAGCUCUCUGCGUAAAGCUCCUGGACACCAGAAGGGCACCGCUCAGUUUCCGCUUCUGCUUCUCCGCUCUCUCAAGAUCAGAACUGAUUUAAAAAAAUUAAAAAAAAAAAAAAAUCAAACCUCGAGGCUUUAAUUAAACGACCGGAAAACAGCAAGUGAUCCUAGGUGUUGUUUUAAAUCAUUCUUUCACUGUUAGGCUAUGUAUUUUGGCUCCCAGUAGUGCGUUUAUUUUUUACCUACCAGCUUGAACUAAUGCCUCGCACCAGAGACGACGCGCAGAGACUGUUCUUUCUUUAAAGAGUAAGCAAUGAGUAAAGCAAAUAAAGGAUACAGUGGGAGCUAACUGUGGAUGAUCUUGGAUUUAACAGCCGCUUCCCGUGAAAACAAAGAUUCAGAAACUUAUGGCGUGAAGAUUAUUCUCCACCUUACCUUUGAUGGAUAAACCGACCAUUCUCGUGCUAGACUAACGCCGGUCAGCACACAACGGUGAACUACGGAGACAGAUAUUCUUACUUCUCAUACUCUGUAUUUCUCUGGGCCCAUUCUUGGCCUUUGUCACUCACAGCUAAUGGAUGUCUUUACCCAGUAUGCCUACAAUGAUAGUUUCUAUGAUAAUGGAACAUGGAGCUUCAACGACACAGACCAAGAGCAGAAGCACCCCUACAACUACUACGCCAUGCUGCUUACUCUCCUCAUCUUCGUCAUCGUCUUCGGCAACGUGCUGGUGUGUAUGGCUGUGUCCAGGGAAAAGGCUCUGCAGACCACCACAAACUACCUGAUCGUCAGCCUGGCUGUCGCUGACCUUCUGGUGGCCACACUUGUUAUGCCCUGGGUCGUCUACUUAGAGGUGGUGGGAGAGUGGCGCUUUAGCAAGAUCCACUGUGACAUCUUUGUCACUCUGGAUGUGAUGAUGUGUACAGCCAGCAUCCUCAAUCUCUGUGCCAUCAGCAUUGAUCGCUACACUGCAGUUGCAAUGCCAAUGCUGUACAAUACCCGCUACAGUUCCAGGAGACGGGUCACGGUGAUGAUCUCUGUGGUUUGGGUACUGUCUUUCGCCAUAUCCUGUCCCCUGUUGUUUGGCCUAAAUAACACAGCUACUCGUGAUGAGUCUCUCUGUGUGAUCGCCAAUCCAGCCUUUGUGGUGUACUCUUCCAUUGUGUCCUUUUAUGUACCCUUCAUCAUCACUCUGCUCGUUUAUGUCCAAAUUUAUGUGGUCCUGAGGAAGCGCAGAAAACGCGUCAACACAAAACCAAAGCUGCGUGUCUCUCAGGCUGCUGACCCUGAUGUGGCCACCUCACUAAAGGAUAAGUGCACUCAUCCAGAGGAUGUGAGGCUGUGCACCAUGAUUGUUAAAACUAAUGGGAGUUUUCCUGUCAACAAGAAGAAAGUGAUAUUUAUCAAAGAUGUGGUGAAUGAGGGAGAAGAUCUGGAGCUGGAUGAGCUGAAUAACAGUGGAAGCAGUGUGAAGCAGAAACAGCAGAUACAAUGUGCUCUUGGAGACACUCCAGCCACGAGCCAUCAGCUAUUGAUGCCCAACAAGGCCAGCGCUAGCCCCAUCUCGACACCCCCUACGCCCCACAAGGAGGGCCAGAAAGCAGAAAAGAACGGUGAUCCUGCCAGUGAGACCUUGGGCAAUCCGGCACCCAUCGUAGCCAAAGCCUUCCAGACACAGGCCUUACCUAAUGGCAAGACUCAGACUUCUGUGAAAACCAUGAGCAAGAGAAAGAUCUCCCAGCAAAAGGAAAAGAAGGCUACCCAGAUGUUAGCCAUCGUCCUUGGUGUAUUCAUUAUAUGCUGGCUGCCGUUUUUCAUCACACAUAUCUUGAACACCCACUGCACCAAAUGCAAGGUUCCUGCCGAGAUGUAUAACGCUUUCACCUGGCUGGGCUAUGUGAAUAGUGCUGUAAAUCCCAUCAUAUACACCACCUUUAAUGUUGAGUUCAGAAAGGCAUUCAUUAAGAUCUUGCACUGCUGAGCUGCAACAUCACUUAUCUGAUCAGACUGAAGGAGAAGUGAUGAAUGAAAGCAUAUCCUGUGGCAAAUACCUCAUCCUCUUAAGGAAAAUACACCACAUGGGGAAACUGCGAUCUGCUCAUUUAAAGUUACGGAGUUAAGUGACUGAAAAAAAAGAAAAGAAAAAAAGAACUGGCUUUGUCUUCUUGAAAGGCGUCUUGGAUCUAUAUGUUAAAUUUCGUGUGGAGUCCCGUUCUCCAAAUCACUGAAUGUAAAACAAGAAAUGUCUGUAACGAUGACCCGUUUUAUGGAGAGAGAAAAAAAAUGACAUUGUUCUCUGACAUCAUUGUGCUUGUCAUGUAAGGAGCCAUCUGUGUAUACCACACACAUGCAAACUGCUAUUUAUUGUAUGUGUACUUUAUGUUCUAAUCAUAGAUGUUUUCUGCAAAUCUUAAAGAUAUCGAGUCAGUGUUCAUUGCAGUGUUAAAAUUGAAAACAAUUCACUGAUUAGAUUCACUGAUUGUCUGAAAGACACGGUAUAAUUUACUUGCUGUAUGAUGCGGCCAUGCCAAUAUCUGCAUUUUAGCAAUUUUAUAAAUAAAUAUCUAUUAUAAUUA